CGGAGUCCAUCUCUCUCACUCUGAAGCUCGCUCGCAUAGCGCUCAGUUAUCCCGCGCAUCACGCACCGUCAAGUUGACUGUCGCCAUGCAGGAUCACAGGCGUGAAGUUGCUUUCGUGUGAAUAUCUCUAGCGCUGCAGGUGAAAGCGGACAGUUUAAGCUCCGAGACUUAGAACUGUGGUGCCUCGGAUGCGCUUCAAACUGCUGCAUGAAUGCUUGCUCAUUAGUCCGGGAUUUCACUAUCACUGCGAGGGACGACGAUGCGUUCGGUCCAGCAGCGGUCACAGUGCGCUCGGUGAUGGAUGCCUUCUCUAUUCCGCCUUUUGGGAUUUAAGGAGGGUCAAUGGAGAGCUGUGCGCUUCCGUGCGCCUUUUGAAAUCUUCGGGGCUGUGCAUGCCUGUUUUGAGAUUUGCACAUUAAUGCUGGGGCUUUCGGCAUUAUUGCUGUAAAAAUGCUGAACAACAUUCUCUUGCUGAGCGUUUUAACAGUCACCAGUUUCCCUUCUAAGACAGAUAGCCGCAAAACUUCCAAAGACAUUUGCAAGAACCGGUGCUCCUGCGAGGAAAAGGAGAACGCGUUGAAUAUCAAUUGUGAAAACAAGGGUUUUACCACGGUCAGUCAUUUCCAGCCUCCGCAGAACAAAAUCAGCCAACUGUUUCUGAAUGGAAACUUUCUCACCAAGAUAAGCCCGAACGAAUUCCUCAAUUAUGGUAAUGUAACAUCUCUUCAUUUGGGUAAUAAUGGCUUGCAGGAGAUCAAAACGGGGGCAUUCAAUGGGUUAAAAAACUUGAAGCGUCUUCAUCUCAAUAAUAAUAACUUGGAGAUCAUAAGAGAGGACACUUUUUCUGGUUUGGAGAGUUUGGAGUAUUUGCAAGCUGAUUAUAAUUACAUCAGUGCCAUAGAGGCUGGUGCUUUUAACAAACUGAAUAAACUCAAAGUCCUGAUACUCAAUGAUAACCUUUUGCUCUCUCUACCUAAUAACAUAUUCCGCUUUGUCAUGUUGACGCAUUUGGAUUUAAGGGGAAACCGACUGAAGAUGCUGCCGUUUGCUGGCGUUCUAGAGCAUAUAGGUGGAAUAAUGGAGAUUCAGCUGGAAGAGAACCCGUGGAAUUGCACUUGUGAUCUGAUACCCCUGAAAGCCUGGCUGGAUACAAUUUCAGUCUUCGUGGGGGAUAUUGUGUGUGAGACGCCAUUCAGACUGCACGGUAAAGACGUCACACAGCUGAUCAAGCAAGACCUUUGCCCCAGGCGCAAUCCUGGAGACGCAAGUCACCGUGCGAUGCAGCCACCAUCUGAUUCACAAUACCAGGCUCCAUCUCCAACCCUGAGGCCUCGUGUCACCCCGACAAGAGCCCCCAAGGCCUCCCGCCCCCCCAAAAUGAGAUACCGCCCCACUCCUCGUGUCACGUCCAGCAGAGACAAACACGUAUUCGGGCCUAUCAUGGUGUACCAGACGCGCUCGCCGGUUCCAAUGACCUGCCCGAGCAUUUGCGUGUGCACGUCGCAAAAUCCCGACAGUGGAUUAAACAUCAAUUGUCAGGAGAGGAAGCUUCAGAACAUCUCAGAACUUCAACCCAAACCGUCGUAUCCAAAGAAACUGCAUUUAACUGGUAACUAUUUGCAGACCAUAUACAGAACGGAUCUGACAGAGUACAGCUCGCUUGAGCUCCUGCACUUAGGGAAUAACAGAAUAGCUAUCAUUCAGGACGGAGCCUUCGAGAAUCUCACAAGUUUAAGGAGGCUUUAUCUGAACGGCAACUACAUCGAAAGCCUGUCCCAGUCUUUAUUCGCUGGGCUGCAGAGCUUGCAGUAUCUCUACCUGGAAUAUAACAUCAUUAAAGAGAUUUUACCCCACACCUUCAACUCACUGCACAAUCUGCAGCUAUUGUUCCUUAAUAAUAACCUGCUGAGAUCCCUUCCUGAUAACGUGUUUGGAGGUACUAUGCUGACAAGGCUUAAUCUCAGAAACAAUCACUUUUCCCAUCUCCCAGUGCGUGGGGUGCUGGACCAGCUCUCUGCCUUCAUUCAGAUCGACCUUCAGGAGAAUCCGUGGGACUGCACCUGCGACAUUGUGGAGCUUAAGAACUGGAUGGAGCUGUCCAGCACCAGCGUAGUGGUGAAUGAGAUCACGUGUGACUCACCAUCCAAGCAUGCAGGUCGGCUCUUGCGCUCCCUUCGAAACGAUGCCAUCUGCCCUGAGACUGACGAGGUUCCUGUGACUAAACCCCCGACUGCUGCAAGCUCGAGCACCGAGGCGACCCCUUCUUCUGCCGUAACCCCUACGGACAGAAUGCCCGAAAUGCCUCCAGAGGUGCCCUUGUCCGUUCUCAUCCUAGGCCUGCUCGUCGUGUUCAUUCUCUCCGUGUGCUUCGGGGCAGGAUUGUUCGUGUUCGUCCUCAAACGUCGCAAGGGAGUGGAGAACGUUCCCUCGGGCCCCAAUAACCAUUUGGACUUGAACUCCUUUCAAGUACAAUACGGCUCGUACAAUGCAGACGCCAAUACGGAUAAAAGCGACAACCACGUGUAUAACUAUAUCCCUCCGCCCGUGGGCCAGAUGUGUCAAAAUCCCAUCUACAUGCAGAAGGAGAACGAGCAGGUGGCCUACUAUCGAAACCUGAAGGAACUGAGCUUCAGCACGCUUGAUCCCAAGAAGGAGGAGCUUGAUCGAAGCCCAGCUUUCACCAUAAGCACAGUGGAGUUCAUUGACAAGCAGCCGUGCGCCAACCGCGAGCCGGAACUGCUCUACCAGAACAUUGUGGAGAGAGCGAAAGAUCUUCCUCAGUCUGGGCCACUCAGCUAUAACUUUUGCACUUUACCCAAAAAAUCCUUCAUCCCCCCUUACGAAACCACCCGGCGACACAACCAAGAUCGAUUAAACAAAACCGUCCUCUACGGGACCCCCAGAAAAUAUGCUGCACAGUCCAAAAACGAGCAUCCUUUGCUAUCCAACAAGCUUAAAACCGAGCCGGACUACCUCGAAGUUCUGGAGAAACAAACUGCGAUGAGUCAGUUGUAAGACUGAGUCCCUGUAAACCUGUAUCAUCUGUGUAUUCAACCACAAGAGACAAUAAUAACACCACCACAGACCUAAGCCUUCCAUCUUCUUUUAGAGGCUGUAUACAUACCCGCAAUUUAAAGAUGAUAUAUUAUUUUCUCUAAGGUUUAAAUUAUUUCUUCUACUUGAAACGUAAAGACUGUAGCAGUUGUCGCAAGAAUAUGUAUAGCUUACAGCUCCAUGCUUCUUUUGUAAUAUGAAAUAUAUUUUCUCUCAGACGACAGGGUUGUUGAAAUGACAUUCCUGUAGAACAUGUUGGAUGGUGAGUGCAACACAAAUUCCUGGUUCCAGAAGUGCCUUUGCACUUGAAGAAUUUUAUCUCUGCUUUCUGCUAAUCAAAUUUUUAUAAGUGCUGUAUUUUAAGACUCUUUAUGUAAAAUAGAAUUAUUUGUCCAUUGCAUUAAACGGAAAAAGUAAAAGGGUGUUCUGGUGUUGAGGAGAAUAUUAUUUUCCAUGCAUGCUUGUGGCUCUAAAAUCAGGGAGUUUCAGCUUGAAGUAAAUUUGUAAAAAUGCUGAAUUACGAUUCUUAUGCAUUUAGUGAUGGAUGUGGAUUAAGCAGUAUUCUGCAGCACGGCUGAUCUCCUUUAAUGGCACACGGCAGAAUGUGUGUGUGUGUGUGUGAAUGUGUGUGUGGGCUCAGUAUAUAUGGUACUUGGUAGAUAUGGUAGAUUGUAUUUGCCUAGUUUCUGUGCCAUGAAACAUUGUUGGUGAAGAAGAAAUGGAGCAGAAAAUUAUUUGAUAAUCUUUGCUUGCCUGAAUAUUUUUUUACGUAUCGUAGCGCACCGACUUGCUGGCUGUAGUAUUUGAUCUGUGACUCCAAAGAUGUUCAUUCAUUCAUUUAUAAAUUAAAAUCAGAUUGUAUGUGACAGCAUCGCAGUUGCUGUCCAAGGUGCUAAAAUGAGUUUGCAUUAGCCGGUAGAGAUACUGUUGUCUUAGUGCUGAAUUUCUAAACAUGCCUUAUUGUAGAGAAGAUAAAAACUUAAAAAAAUGAUGCAGCAAUUUGAUGUACCACAAAUCAGAUAACCUUUAUUAUUUCCUCUCAGCACAAAAGU
Messenger RNA from Labeo rohita (rohu), 4106 nucleotides. It is a transcript of the gene slitrk2, whose product is annotated as SLIT and NTRK-like family, member 2. Gene Ontology annotation, molecular function: protein binding. Gene Ontology annotation, cellular component: membrane; glutamatergic synapse. The transcript has a single exon. Gene Ontology annotation, biological process: axonogenesis; positive regulation of synapse assembly; regulation of presynapse assembly. The record is from RefSeq and is a predicted model, not a curated record. Lineage: Eukaryota; Metazoa; Chordata; Actinopteri; Cypriniformes; Cyprinidae. The coding region runs from base 451 to 3015 and encodes 854 amino acids.